Molecule: messenger RNA, 549 nt
Organism: Carlito syrichta (Philippine tarsier)
Lineage: Eukaryota; Metazoa; Chordata; Mammalia; Primates; Tarsiidae
Gene: LIN7B
Product: lin-7 homolog B, crumbs cell polarity complex component
Exons: 3
Biological process (GO): maintenance of epithelial cell apical/basal polarity; protein localization to basolateral plasma membrane; neurotransmitter secretion
Cellular component (GO): basolateral plasma membrane; synapse; cell-cell junction
Molecular function (GO): L27 domain binding
Source: RefSeq, a predicted model, not a curated record
AUACCCCACCGCAGCCUGCACACCCACCCCAGGGGGCCCUCACCUCCAAGUGCUUUCUCUCUCCCAGGCCACUGUGGCCGCCUUCACGGCCAGCGAGGGCCACGCACAUCCCAGGGUAGUGGAGCUGCCCAAAACGGACGAGGGCCUGGGCUUCAACAUCAUGGGUGGCAAAGAGCAGAACUCGCCCAUCUACAUCUCCCGGGUCAUCCCGGGAGGCGUGGCGGACCGCCAUGGAGGCCUCAAGCGUGGAGACCAGCUGCUGUCGGUGAAUGGUGUGAGCGUGGAGGGCGAGCAGCACGAGAAGGCGGUGGAGCUGCUGAAGGCGGCCCAGGGCUCCGUGAAGCUGGUGGUGCGGUACACGCCGCGGGUGCUGGAGGAGAUGGAGGCCCGCUUCGAGAAGAUGCGCUCCGCCCGCCGGCGCCAGCAGCACCAGAGCUACUCGUCCUUGGAGUCUCGAGGCUGAAACCACAGAUCUGGACCUUCCCCUCCCCCCUCCCCUGUACAGUAUUUAUUGUCACUGGCUCCUUAUUUAAAGCUCUUUGACCCUCA